AUGGCGGCGUACAGCCUGGCUGCCCUGCUGCUGCUGACGAGCGGCCUCGGCUCGGUCCGCUGCCUGGACACAAACAACAACAACGACAACGACAACAACAACAAUGGCGUCCCGGCGGAACCGCCGAACCCCGCCGGCCCGAAGGCGGCCGAGCCGCCGGCCCGGGAGGCUCCGCCCGCGGCCGCCGGGGCCUCGCCGCCCCGCCGGGCUCCGGGCUGGAGGCUGGCGGACGAGGAGGUGUGCCGGGACGACCUGAGCCGCCUCUGCCCCAAACACACCUGGAGCAACAACCUGGCCGUGCUGGAGUGUCUGCAGGACCGGAGACAGGAAACUGAAAUUGCUACUGAGUGCAACCAUCUGCUGUGGAACUAUAAGCUCAAUCUGACUGUGGAUGUGAAGUUGGAGUCGGUGGCGUUGGACGUCUGCAGGAGCUCCCUCUCUGAGAUUAAGGAGUGUAACGAGGAGGAGCGUGGGCGGGGCCUCCUGGUGUCCUGCCUGGUGGAUCACCGUGGCAACAUCAGCGAGUACCAGUGCAGCCAGUACAUCACCAAGAUGACGGGCAUCAUCUUCAGCGACUACCGGCUCAUCUGCGGCUUCAUGGACAGAUGCAGAGACGACAUCAACGCGCUGCACUGCGGCAGCGUCAGCGUGGGACACAAGGACGUGCACUCCCAGGGCGAGGUCAUUUCCUGUCUGGAGAAGGCGCUGGUCAGGGAGGCGGAGCAACAGGACCGGGCUCAUCCAAUCAGAGAGGAGUGUAAGAAGGCCAUCCUGCGCGUGGCGGAGCUGUCGUCCGACGACUUCCACCUCGACCGCCACCUGUACUUCUCCUGCCGCGACGACCGCGAGCGCUUCUGCCAGAACAUGCAGGCAGGAGAAGGGAAAGUCUACAAAUGUCUGUUCAACCACAAGUUUGAAGAGGCCAUGUCAGAGAAGUGUCGGGACGCCCUGACCACGCGGCAGAAGCUGAUCUCUCAGGAUUACCGGGUCAGUUACUCUCUGGCUAAAGCCUGUAAGCUGGACCUGAGGAAGCAGCGCUGCAGCCUGGACGCCAGCCUGCCGCGCGCCCGCGAGGCCCGCCUCUCCUACCUGCUGCUCUGCCUGGAGGCCGCCGUGCACCGCGGGCGUCCGGUCAGCGGUGAGUGUCAGGGCGAGAUGCUGGACUACCGGCGGAUGCUGAUGGAGGAUUUCUCUCUGAGUCCGGAGAUCGUGCUGCACUGCCGCGGCGAGAUCGAGGCUCACUGCUCGGGGCUGCACAGGAAGGGCCGCACGCUGCACUGCCUGAUGAGGGCCGGCCGCGGCGAGCGCAGCGGCACGGUGGACAGCCUCUGCCAGAGCGCCCUGCAGGCGCUGGUUCAAGCUGCAGAUCCUGGAGCCGACUAUCGUAUCGACCGAGCGCUGAACGAAGCCUGCGAGUCCGUCAUCCAGACCGCCUGCAAACACAUCCGCAGUGGAGACCCCAUGAUCCUGUCAUGCCUCGUGGAGCACCUGUACACAGAGAAGAUGGCGGAGGACUGUGAACAUCGCCUGCUGGAGCUGCAGUACUUUAUCUCCAGAGACUGGAAGCUGGACCCCCUGCUGUACAGGAAGUGUCAGGGCGACGCCGCCCGGCUCUGCCACACACACGGCUGGAACGACACCAGUGACCUGAUGCCGCCCGGCGCCGUUUUCUCCUGUUUGUACCGACACGCAUAUCGAACUGAGGAACAGGGCCGCCGGCUGUCCCGGGACUGUAAGAUGGAGGUGCAGAGGAUCCUCCACCAGAGGGCGCUGGACGUCAAACUGGACCCUGAGCUGCAGAAACGCUGCAUGACCGACCUGGGCAAGUGGUGCAGCGACAAGACCGACACGGGACAGGAGCUGGAGUGUCUUCAGGAUCAUUUGGAGGAUCUGGUGUCGAGCUGCAGGGAUGUCGUGGGAAACCUGACAGAGCUGGAGUCUGAGGACAUCCAGAUCGAAGCUCUGCUCAUAAGAGCCUGUGAGCCCGUUAUCCAGGCCCACUGCCAUGAUGUAGCAGAUAACCAGGUGGACACAGGUGAUCUGAUGGAGUGUUUGGUCCAGAACAAACACCAGAAGGAGAUGAACGAGAAGUGUUCAGUGGGAGUCACACACUUCCAGCUGGUUCAGAUGAAGGACUUCAGGUUCUCCUAUAAGUUCAAGAUGGCGUGUAAGGAGGAUGUUCUGCGGCUCUGCCCAAACAUCAAGAAGAAGGUGGACGUGGUGCUGUGUCUCAGCUCGGCUGUGAGGAACGACACGCUGCAGGAAGCUCGAGAGCAGAGAGUCUCACUCAAGUGUCGCAAACAGCUGAGAGUGGAGGAGCUGGAGAUGUCAGAGGACAUCCGGUUAGAACCGGAUCUGUAUGAUUCCUGUAAGUCCGACAUCAGUCGUCUGUGUUCCAGCGUGGCUUUUGGGAAUGCUCAGAUGAUAGAGUGUCUGAAGGAGCAGAAGAAGUUGCUCAGUGUUCGCUGUCGUCAGAAGAUUUUCCGGCUUCAGGAGGAGGAGAUGAGCGACCCGGAGCUCGACUACCAGCUGAUGAGAGUCUGCAAGCAGAUGAUAAAGAGGUUCUGCACCGAGGCCGACACCCGGAACGUUCUCCAGUGUCUGAAACAGAACAAGAACAGUGAGCUGAUGGAUCCCAAAUGUAAACAGAUGAUCACCAAGAGGCAGAUCACCCAGAACACAGACUACAGGCUGAACCCGGUGCUGAGGAAGGCCUGCCACGCCGACAUCCCCAAGUUCUGCCAGGCCGUCCUGAACCAGGCGAGCGAGGACAGCGAGCUGGAGGGCCAGGUCGUCGCCUGCCUCAAGCUCAAGUACACCGACCAGCGUUUGUCUCCAGACUGUGAGGACCAGAUCAGAGUCAUCCUGCUGGAGUCAGCACUCGACUACAGACUGGACCCCCAGCUGCAGGUCCACUGCACUGAGGAGAUCUCCAGGUUGUGUGCAGAGGAGGCGGCGGCUCAGGAGCAGUCUGGGCAGGUGCAGGAGUGUCUGAAGUACAACCUGCUGAAGAUCAAACAGGACACCUGUAAGAAGGAAGUGCUGAACAUGCUGAAGGAGAGCAAGGCGGACAUCUUCGUGGAUCCGGUCCUGCACACGGCCUGCGCUCUGGACCUGAAGCACCACUGUGCCGCCAUCCCGCCGGGCAGAGGACGCCAGAUGUCGUGUCUGAUAGAGGCAUUACAGGACAAGAGAAUCCGCCUGCAGCCGGAGUGUAAGAAGAGACUUCAGGACCGCAUCGAAAUGUGGAGCUACGCCGCCAAGGUGGCGCCAGCGGAGGGUUUCUUAGACCUGGUGCUGCAGGUGAUGGCGUCGCCCUCUAAGAACUACAUGAUACUGGUGCUGGCUCUGAGCGUGUGCAUGCUCUUCCUGGUCGGCCUGCUGUGCGGCCGUAUCACCAAGCGCGUGACCCGGGAGCUGAAGGACAGGUAGAGGUCGCACGCCCGCAUGCCUCAGAAAAGACUGGCUCCUCCCACUACCCCCCCACCCCCAGUCUACACAGUGCCAGCGCCCGUCCUCGGCUCCUCCCCCCGUUUAGACCCCUCAGUCCUGCAGCCCGCCCCCUCCUGUUGGACAUGGUGGAAGCUCAGGAGAACAUGGAGCGUCUGUUCUCCUGAACAUCGAGCUUCUUCUGACCGAAACGUCUCGUUCCUGAUGGACUCGUCAUGAGGCUGCAGCCUCUCGGCCGGCAGAAGAAGAGUGUGUGACGAUGUUAGGGUCGCUCCUCCCGCCGCCUCAUCGGCCAGGCCGAGGCUCUCUGCUGCUGCGGAGCAGAAUCAAACUUUAGGACGAACGUCGUCUUUUUGAAAUGUUUCCUAUCGAUCACACUCGCUCCACCCCUGCACCGCACUCGGCUGUCACCAUGACAACCAGUUUGGACCCAAAUCAGACACUGGACGAUGAUGAUGAUGUUGUUGAUGAUGAUGAUGAUGAUGAUGAUGAUGAUGAUGAUGAUCAGGGUGGUAAAUUAUCCCGCCCCUGCUGUGUGUCGAUGUGUUUAGUCCAACCUGCAGCUCCAAAGCUCCAAAAACAGAAAACAGUGAAAACAAAGUAGAAAGCAGAUGAUUUCCUGAAAAGAUGAGAGGAGGAAAGAAACAUGAAACUCUGUCCAGUUUAUGUCUCAGACAGACUCAUUUUUCAUGGAGACAAAAAACUACAAACUCAGAAAAUCAGAAAUUUAGCAAAAAAUACUUGGCAAGAAAGAAAAUGACAAGAGAGUUAUAUUUGUAGUUAUUAAAGAUCAUUUUACAGGUCUCAAAACAUGCUCGUAAAUUUAAAUAUAAUUAUCUGGGAAAAAGUUUGAGUGGCUGUCCGGCAGACACUGCAGCCGGUGGGGGGGGGGGCAGAGAGAUGAUUUACCACCCUGAUGAUGAUGAUGAUGAUGAUGAUGAUGAUGAAGAUGAAGAUGAUAGUCUUGGCUCUGCUGAAGGAGCUGGUCUGCAUCACAGGGAACGUCUUCAUGGAGAUGCUCCUGCAGUCAUUGCACUUUGGGUUUUUGUUGUGAAAAGCCUCUAUAGUUUACUGAGGCUGAAUGUGAGGCGGCGUCCACGCGGAGACUUCACGACACCACGUGGAGACCCUAACCCUAACACCACGUGGAGACCCUAACCCUAACACCACGUGGAGACCCUAACCCUAACACCACGUGGAGACCCUA
Myripristis murdjan (pinecone soldierfish) is the source of this 4657-nucleotide messenger RNA. Its product is annotated as Golgi apparatus protein 1-like. Bases 1 to 3432 code for a protein of 1143 amino acids. Gene Ontology annotation, cellular component: Golgi membrane. NCBI's taxonomy places the organism in Eukaryota, Metazoa, Chordata, Actinopteri, Holocentriformes, Holocentridae. The transcript has 25 exons. The record is from RefSeq and is a predicted model, not a curated record. Gene Ontology annotation, molecular function: fibroblast growth factor binding.